AUGGCGAGAAGGGAAAUUUUCAUCUGCAUCGCUUUCACUGCGCUGGUAUUGGCCAACGAGGUCGAAGACGCAGAGCAAAAGAAGAGAGGCGCUAGUAAAGCGAACGUCCUAAAUGCUAUUCCAACGGGAGCGCAAAAACCCGAAUACACGUACAGCAUUUAUCCCCAAAACCCUCAACCAGCAUAUCAAAACCCAGUUUCCAACACGUUCUAUCCUAAUCAACCGAGUCAGUAUUACUCUAACUCAGAGGCCUCCCAAUCGCAUCAAGCAACCGUCCCACAGACAUCACAAUUCGUACCUAUAAAUUUCGUACCAAAUGGUGGUUAUCAACAGAAGUAUGUCGUUCAACAAAAACCGGCUCAUGGAGUAUUUUACCAGCCCCAAGCGAAACCAAAUUAUUCAACUCAGCCAGCAACUGGCGGUUCGCCGAAUGAGUACGAAAAAUUGAAUUCACAUCAAUCCGCUGCGCCUAAAGAAGACAGUGACGCCCAAACCGAUUAUAUUGCUUCUGACUCUAACAAUGUAUUUAAAAACUCUUAUAAUACGCGCAAUACAUAUACCAAAAUAUAA
This is a messenger RNA of Pieris brassicae (large cabbage white), 570 nucleotides long. RefSeq lists its product as uncharacterized. The coding region runs from base 1 to 570 and encodes 189 amino acids. The transcript is spliced from 3 exons. Lineage: Eukaryota; Metazoa; Arthropoda; Insecta; Lepidoptera; Pieridae. The record is from RefSeq and is a predicted model, not a curated record.